AUGACCAUUACGACCCGCACCCCCACGACCACUCUCCACUUCCCCGCCUCCCCUUCCGCGGCAGCGUUCUCUUCCCCCUUCCCUUCCGCCUUUUCUUCCGCCGAUGGAACUUCCGCCUCCCCUUCCGCCUCCCCUUCGCCCCCCCGAUCCUCCUCCGCGUGGCCGCACGCGUUCCUCAUGUCUCCUCCCGCAGUCGCGGCUCGAUACAGCGCAAUUGACGGAGAGCCGUUUCUUACGGUUCCCCGGGGGUCUUUUGUUGAGGGUGGAGCAGCGGACGUGGCGCUUGAUGAUUGGAUCAACGAAGUAGCAGCAGCGUCAACGGCUCAAACGGCACCAACGCCAUUGGUCAACCAAGUCAACUCAUUCGAAGCAUUCCAUGCUUACGACACCUAG
Molecule: messenger RNA, 393 nt
Organism: Closterium sp. Naga37s-1
Lineage: Eukaryota; Viridiplantae; Streptophyta; Zygnematophyceae; Desmidiales; Closteriaceae
Source: the annotation of a GenBank genome assembly